Entrophospora candida is the source of this 437-nucleotide messenger RNA. The record is from the annotation of a GenBank genome assembly. NCBI's taxonomy places the organism in Eukaryota, Fungi, Glomeromycota, Glomeromycetes, Entrophosporales, Entrophosporaceae.
AAUAUUUAACAGCAUGUGGUCAUGGAAUUCAACCUUUUGAUGAUCACAAAAUUAUUAUAAUUGAUGAUAAUGAUUCAAAAACCACAAAUAGAACUACAACUUCCUCUGACAUGAUAAAAUCUAAUGAUGAGGUUUUAGUUUCAUUCCAGGCCAAAGGACUUACUGAUUUAUUUUUCAGAGAUUGUGCAAAAUGUCGCAGAAGUUUGUGUCUUUGUGAAUUUCUUAUUCGAACUGUAACAGUUUAUGGAGUUUUGUUUGAGUGUGAGUCAGCAUUAAGCAAAUUGUUAUUAUCUAUUACAACCACAACUUUUCAAUUGUUAAAAACAAAGCUGGUAAAUUAUAGUGCUAUUAAUGACAAUGGAGAAUUUAUAGGACAAAAUUACAAAGAUGAUAAAAUUACCAAUAUGGUAGAAAAUAUAAUUAGAACUUUGGCUUAG